Messenger RNA from Periconia digitata, 810 nucleotides. The record is from the annotation of a GenBank genome assembly. NCBI's taxonomy places the organism in Eukaryota, Fungi, Ascomycota, Dothideomycetes, Pleosporales, Periconiaceae.
GUAUCCUCGUUCAUCUUCCCACUCACUUCCCCCGGGGCAAGUUCGUAUCCAACUGCGAACUGUAGCACUCAGAACGCGAGGAGUACCCUCCGCCACCACAUCCAUCUCAGCGCGACGAUAAGAGAAAUGACUACCUCUUUCUUCCAAUCGACCAUCGCGCACGCGCACAAAAAGCGCUUCCAGCGCAGCGCAACAGGACCGCAUCUCUCUGUUCCAUCUUCACCUCUCCGCUUAUCUUCCUCAUCUUCUGAUCACUACGACUCGGCGGCUUCGACACCAGCGACUUGCUACACGCCGCCACCAUCACUGCCACCGUCUUCGUCGCACAGCAACUCCACGAUGCCUGCGACAAUCUCUGCCUUCCCAAUCCCGCCUCAAACCAUCCACUCUGUAACAACUACAACUACAACGCCCCGUCCAAACCACACCUACACAAUCAUCUCCCGCAGCACCUCGCUCGCUCUGACCUUUCUCAAUGGCUGCAUAACCCUCGUUCCGCCAGGAAGUCUCGGCACUUACCGCUGGCGGUGCGUAGAAACGCCAGACGGGUGGCUGGGAUUCCAGGACCCGGCGUCGGGUAUGUAUCUAGGGUACGAUGAUCAUGCGUGGCUGCAGUGCACGGCGCGGAAACAUGGUGAAAGAGAGUGGGUUUGUCCUAGAGAAAGGCCUAGUGGGGGGUGGGUUUUGCUAGUUGUGCUUGAAGGUGGGUGUGCGUUGCCUAUUGGAGUUAGGAGGAGGGAAGGAGAUGUUGGCGUCAAGAUUCGGAGGUGGAAUUCUGGAGGGAUUACUUGGGAUUUCAUGCAGGUUUGA